CGUCACGUGAUAAAAAACGUGUAAAUAUGUAAUUCAUUUGACAUUCGUUUCACAUUGCGCAUGUAAUAGUGAAUGAAAAUGGUCUAAAUAGAGCGAUAGCUGAGACGUCAGUGAAUUAAAAAUGUAUCACCAAAAGUCUCGCGAGUGUUCAACAUAAAUAUUCUCAGCUGUUCUGUGACAAUCGUAAUUGUCGACUCGACAGGUGAAUCUAACCUCCUGUGAACGAUUCCCCAAAAAUAACAUUGUGAAAAUCGUGGCGUACAGCUCGGUAAAAAUGAGGAGUAGAAGCAACUCAGGGGUCCAACUGGACUACUACCAGCGAGUGGUCCAAAAGAUAAUAAUGAAUUACCAGAAUCCGGUGACAGGAUUGUUCCCAGCGACGAAUGACAUCGAUCAUGCCUGGAUCAGAGACAAUAUCUACUGCAUCCUGGCGGUCUGGGGUCUGUCCAUGGCAUACAAGAAGAUCGCUGAUGUUGACGAAGACAGAGCGAAGACGUACGAGCUGGAACAGAGUUGUGUCAAGCUGAUGAGGGGUCUUCUGAUGGCGAUGAUGCAGCAGAAAGACAAGGUAGAGAAGUUCAAGAUAACGCAGAAUCCUCUGGAUGCCUUGCACGCCAAGUAUAGCUCAGUCACUGGACAAUCUGUCGUCGGGGACAACGAGUGGGGUCACUUGCAGAUCGACGCUGUCUCCCUUUAUCUCCUGGUGCUGGCACAGAUGACAGCCUCUGGUUUACAGAUUGUCUUCAACCUGGAUGAAGUCGCCUUCAUCCAGAACCUCGUGUUCUACAUUGAGUCUGCUUACUGCACACCAGAUUAUGGAGUCUGGGAGAGAGGGGACAAGACCAAUCAUGGCCUACCUGAGCUCAAUGCCAGCAGCAUUGGCAUGGCGAAGGCUGCUUUGGAAGCUAUGAAUGAAUUGGAUCUCUUUGGAGCUCGUGGUGGACCCACAUCUGUCAUUCAUGUUCUCGCUGAUGAGGCACAGAAGUGCCAGGCUGUUCUCCAGUCUAUGCUGCCCAGGGAAUCCAACUCCAAGGAACUUGACAGCGGACUCCUCUCUAUUAUCAGUUUUCCCGCUUUCGCUGUUGAUGAGCCCAAUCUUAUUCAACUCACCAGGGACGCCAUCACGAAAAAACUCCAGGGGAAAUAUGGCUGCAAGAGAUUUCUCAGGGAUGGAUACAGGACACCUAGGGAGGAUCCCAAUAGACUUUAUUAUGAGCCCUGGGAGCUCAGGAUGUUCGAGAAUAUCGAGUGCGAGUGGCCAUUAUUCUUUUGUUAUCUUAUUCUGGAUUACUGCUUUCAAGGAAAUAAAGAGCUCGUUGAUGAGUACACCCAGGCUCUUGAGGAUAUCAUGAUUAAAGGAGAAGAUGGUAUGAAGCUUGUACCAGAGCUUUAUGCUGUUGCUCAGGAUAAUGUCGCACAGGAGUACGCAGAUCCGGGCAGUCAACCAAGGGAGGCUUUGGGUAGGUGCCCUUUCAAGUGGGCGCAAUCGCUCUAUAUAUUGGGCAAACUUCUGCAGGAGGGAUUCCUGGCUGUUGGGGAGCUUGAUCCACUCAAUAGGAGACUCUGCAGCGAGAAGAAACCUGAUGUAGUUGUACAGGUAGUUAUUCUUGCUGAAGAUGCAGAGAUAAGAGAAAAAAUCGCACAACAUGAUAUACAUGUCCAAACUAUCGCUGAAGUUGCGCCUAUCGAAGUUCAGCCGGCUAAAGUCUUGAGUCAUUUGUAUACAUAUUUAGGACGAAACAAAAAACUCGGUUUAUCUGGUAGAAAAUCUCGAGAUGUUGGAAUUCUGAGCACAAGUAAACUGUACUCCCUCCACGACCGAAUAUUUGCCUUCACACCACAGAACUUUGACGCCGAUGAGUUCUACGUGACGAACGACGCUGCCUUCCUCGCUGAUACGUUUACCACCAAUCUGGCCUUCCUCGGCAUCAACUGGAAGCAAAUGCUUGGGCGACCAACUGUGGCACUCGUUGCUACUCAUAAUCACCUAGAUCAGGGGAAAAUCCCACUGGCCAUGAUCACCACUAUGAAAAAACUCAAGAGUGGAUAUAUCAAUGGAACUCGAGUUUCACUGGGGAAUAUGAAUGAUUUUCUCAGCACCUCUUGCAUUACGAAUCUCAGUUUUUUGGGAAGCUCUGAAGAUGGACGUCCAGACAAGCUCAAUCCUCAGGUUCACCAAUACCUAGAGGAACACUUGAUGCGUGCCUUACCACAUAGAGCGGGUCUUCUGAGAGGUCCGGGAGUCCGAACAGGGAAAAAUCUGCGUCGGAGGAUGUCUGUGAAGGGAGCAAUUAAAAAAACCAGAUCCAUAGCAGUUGAGCCUGCAGUCCCUACUAUCCAGCGAGAACCUGAAAUCUUGGGAAUGGCAGGGGAGGAUCGAAGACCCUCAGUUGUACUGGCCACUAGCCCCUUUAUAGAAGUGACUGACACGAGUGCGUUGUUACCCGUAACUCCAAGUACACAGGCCAACCGCACUCCUUCACCAACCGAGGAAAUUAUGCCCUGGAAGACGUCCCCCAAGCCACUCAGAAAUAGAAACGCCUCGGAAGGUCAGUAUGCUGAUACUGAAGUUGAAGAGCUCAUGGCCAUGCUUAGAGAAACUGAGAGCCUCGAGGAGCAAGGCGACAUUCUACAAUAUCUGGUCGAUUCUCAGGGCUUGCAAUUUCAAACAGGAAUGGUAGAGAACGGUCAUCCAGUUUUGGUGAAAGACCUGCUGAAGUCACUGUAUGAGAGGGCAUGUCAACAAAAAAUGUGGGGAAUAGUUCGUCAUACGGCGGGAAUGCUGGGGAAACGAGUGGAGGAUCUAGCAAAAGCAGUGACUGAUCUGUUAGUCCGCCAGAAGCAAGUGACUGUGGGGAUGCCUCCUGCUAACGAGCACACAAUCAUAGCUCCUCUCCCAGAGAACGAGCUGCGAUCCCUGAUCCAUUUGGCAUACGGAGACGACGAAAGUACAGCGAUGUUGACUCAGGAGUUGUUGGUUUAUCUGGCGAUGUUCAUAAGGACUGAACCCCAGCUCUUCCACGAGAUGCUGAGGCUCAGAGUUGGUUUGAUUAUUCAGGUGAUGGCUACAGAGCUCUCCAGAACGUUGAUCUGUACUGGUGAAGAGGCAUCAGAACAUCUCUUGAAUCUUUCCCCUUUUGAAAUGAAGAAUCUUCUCCACCACAUUAUGAGUGGAAAAGAGUUCGCCAUUAGCAGCGUUGGACGUGGAAACUUCUCGGUUAUCAGUUGUAAAUCUAGCCGACUUAGCAAAAAAUCGCAAAUUGGAGGUUUUCUUAAUGUGGACCAGACAGAUGGCAAUGAACUGGAGCCUGACAGGCAGGGACAGUGGCUGAGACGCAGGAGGCUUGAUGGAGCACUCAACAGGGUCCCUAUGAAAAUUGAUGGGGAUGCAACGCUCUGUUGCGCCAAACCCAAAGAACAACGAGAAACAACCCCUCUAGGGACACUUCUCUGCGGUGGAGCUGCUUACAUCUGUCAACACUUUUAUGACAGUGCGCCCAGUGGCAGUUAUGGUACCAUGACGUAUAUAACAAGAGCCAUUGCGUCAUUACUCAAUUUUCUGCCUAAGGAUGGAGACCUCGAGUGCAGUAUUUCAUGA
Molecule: messenger RNA, 3598 nt
Organism: Fopius arisanus
Lineage: Eukaryota; Metazoa; Arthropoda; Insecta; Hymenoptera; Braconidae
Product: probable phosphorylase b kinase regulatory subunit alpha
Exons: 10
Coding region: 275-3598 (1107 amino acids)
Biological process (GO): glycogen metabolic process
Cellular component (GO): phosphorylase kinase complex
Molecular function (GO): calmodulin binding
Source: RefSeq, a predicted model, not a curated record